Messenger RNA from Acanthoscelides obtectus, 1311 nucleotides. NCBI's taxonomy places the organism in Eukaryota, Metazoa, Arthropoda, Insecta, Coleoptera, Chrysomelidae. The record is from the annotation of a GenBank genome assembly.
AUGGAACUCAACCGAGAAUAUUUUCGCGCCAUAAUUUAUUACAACUUUCAGAGACAAUUGUCGCAACAAGAAUGCCGUGCUGAGUUACUGUCUGUUUUCGGCAACGAAGCGCCACAUCAGUCGACAAUUUCCCGUUGGUAUGGAGAAUUCAAACGUGGACGGGUGAGUUUUAGCGACGAUUCCAGGGUGGGUGCACCCAGGAAAAUGUCCAUGCUGUAUAGACAUGUGACAUAUCGCGAGAUUGACGCGUCCUUGGAGAUCUCAAAGACCUCAAUUCACAAAAUUUUACAUGAAGAAUUAGGAGUAAGAAAAAUAGUUUCUCGUUGGAUACCCCACCUGUUGACUAAAGAGCAGAAAGCAGCCAGGGUUAAUUGGUGUCAAAAAACGCUUGACCGUUUCAAUUCCGGAAACUCAAAAAAUGUGUACAACAUUGUUAGUGGUGAUGAAUCGUGGAUUUACUGUGAAGAAAAGCCAACGAAAGUCAUCCGUUCUCGAAGUGUUUCGAAAAAGAUGGUCGCGACAUUUGUGUCAAAAGCGGGUCAUAUUGCAACAAUUCCUCUUAAUGGGCAAAGAACUGUAACUGCGGAUUGGUAUACCACCAUUUGUUUGCCAAAAGUCAUCACCGAGCUUCGAAAAAUGAACCCCGAAAGAAGAAUCAUCCUCCACCAAGACAAUGCAACCUCGCACACAGCCCAAAAAACAAGGCAUCCUGAUCUAACAAACGAGUGGAAUAAGUGCUUCGAAAAUUGGUUUGAGCGCAUGCAGAUGUGUAUUAAUCUUCGUGGAGAAUACUUCGAAAACUACCUACCAGUGCAAAGAAGUUGGUGCAGACAACGGUCACUCUGGGAUCAGGAAUGGAACAGUAUUGUCUUUAGUGACGAGUCUCGAUUUUGUUUAGGCAUGCACGAUGGUCAUGCCAGGGUUAGAAGGCGACGUGGUGAAAGGAGGAAUCCACAGUUUUUUGUUGAAAGACAUGUUCAUCACACUGUUGGAGUUAUCGUUUGGGGUGCUAUAGCUUAUGGUUCCAGGUCAUCUUUAAUCUUCAUCAGAGGUAACAUGAACGCGCAGCGUUAUAUCCACGAAGUUCUAGAACCCCAUCUUUUACCCUAUCUUGACACCCUAGCAGAUCCAACUUUCCAACAAGAUAAUGCCCGACCACAUGUUGCUCCUCAGACUCUAGAAGCACUUCGAGAGGAGUUGGUGGUUGCCUGGAAUGAGAUACCACAGGAGGACAUUGACCACCUGAUCAGAAGCAUGCCUAGGCGCGUUGGAGAAUGCGUAGCACAUCAGGGUGCAUCCACACAUUAUUAA